AAUAACAGCAGCGGCAGCAGUAGCAGUUACAGCAGCAGUAGCAUCAACAGCAGAGGCAGUGGAAGCAGUUUUGGUGGUGGCGGCAACAGCAGCAGCAACUGGGUUUUGUCGCAGAGGCAUAAUUGAGGUAAAAGAAAAAAGAAAAAGAGGAAAAGGAGAAGUGUAAGACAAGAAAUAGAAACCAUAAACCAUGAAGUGGAUACACAUUGAUAAGAAAUAGCCAGAAAUGUCUGGGGGGGGAUCUCUACAAAAAACAUCUUUCCUACACCCCACCAAAAACAAAACAAAACAAAACAAAGCAAAAAGAAAACAAAAUUAAUAUGAAAAAUAUUUUAAAAUACACGUAUUGUAAAUCUAUACCAUUUUAAGUAUAUGUUAAGAAUUAAAGAAAGUAAAAUCCCUUCUUUGCUGUUGAAGUAUCACCUACAAGGAAUACCUUUUUUCCCAAUUUCACUGUAUAACUUGUUUUGCUUGCGUGGAGGAAGAUUUGACAAUUUACCAUAGUACUACUAGCAGCAUCAGAACUAGCAAGAGGCAUUAAAGAGGAGGAAAAAAAAAUAAAAAAACCCAACAAUGUUGUACCUUUUGCCAAUAAGUCCUGUUAGGCUUUGGGCUGAAGUAUUUCGGGUUCAUGGAGAUGGGGAGUACAUGCGAUGGGAACGUGUAUCAGAUGAUGUGGUGCCUGUGAACAUAUCCUGUAUUGAAGAUACUCCGGACACAAUAUUUCAAAUAACUGCUUACAAUCGACAUGUGGAGAAAAUAUUUGAUGUUAAAAUAGUCCAACCAGGAACUAUUAUUUGCCCUGCCACAGAUUGUUUUGUGCACUGGCGAGAUCCUUGGUAUGACUGUGAGUGGGGUCUCAAUUUCACGUCAGCUCCGGAUGCACGGAAAUUUAGGGACUGUUGUUCAUCUUUGAGUGACACUGUGAGACAGUUGGUUAAAGCUUUUAGCCAAAACAGUGGUCUGGCACAUUCUGUACGUGUUCACUCUUGGAAUCAACGUCAUACAAUAAGUGGUCAUGAAUUCUCCAUGAGUUCAAGCAGCAUAAGUACCAGAGUGACCAAUGCUACUACUUCAACCAUCACAUCCACCAAUAAUGCUGCUAUAACUUUAGCAGCAAAUAAAUCCACCACUGCUGUUGCUACCACCACCACUACCACCACCACCAUCGCAGCAACAACAACUACUGCUGAUCUUAAACCUUCAACUGAUGCUAAGUUAAGAAAAAUAACUGAAGAUAAGGCUUCAAGACACAGCAUCUGUAUAGAUACAAUUCUGUUUCCCACACAGAGAUUCGCACGGAAGGCUUCCUCAGCCAACUCUCUACGUCUGAGUCCACCUAAGACUCACAACAAUUUUGGGAAUAUUUCACUGCCUUAUAUUGGUGGUGCAGCAGAAGAACAAUUAUCAAACUGCCAGUUCUGCUUUCGCAGUAUUCCAAAUUUGCAGAGGCCACAGGCAAAGUUCUCAUCAGUUUCCUCUCCAAAUUCACCUGUUGCUCAGUCACGACGAGUAAUUUCUUCUCCAUUGACCCUGGCCUCCGAUGUUAAUGCACAAGGCUAUGCUUCUGAUUCUGAUGUUGUGGACUCACAUGACUCCCAGUGCUGCCCUCCUUCCUCCUCCGACGUAGGUGUUCUCAAUGAGGCUGCGACCAUGCCCAGGAUGAAGCACCGCGAGGUGCAUGAUUCACGUUCACUUCAUCGGCCUGCACUAUCAAAGCCUGCAUCUGAUGUGUCAGUUUAUGAUAAUGUAUCAUCGUCUCCUGCCCGUCGAUCAUUGGCUGAAACUGAUAGUGCAUCCCACACAAUGCGACGAUCUGAUUCGCCAGCUUCCAUGUCCAAACUCACUGAAAGCACGGCAAAUGAAGAAAGCAAGGAACGACCCAAUUUGGUUACUCUUUCGGAAUCCCCCAAGAAAGGGAGUAGUCAUUCUGAACCAGAAACUCCGGAAACAUGUACAACUUUUGGACGGGAUUUAGCUUGCUCGCCAAAAGAUAAUAAAAUGGUGGAAACAGUCAAGAUGGAAACGGCGUUUGUCGGGGAUAUUUUCAAAAAUCAAUCACCUUCAUCCAAUUCCAGAGGGGGUGCGGGGUAUUCGGCCCCUGCAGCUUCAAGUUCUAGUUCUGCUGUAAGGGCUUCAGCUCCAGCGUCUGGUGGAAAAGGACAUGGACGUACCCACCCAUCUACGUCCGAAUCCCCAGAGUCGGAGUGGCCAUCCCCACCUGAGCCUCUGACCCCGCAGACGCCCAACGUCCCCUUUGACAAUAUAGACUUUGACAGUGAUUCGCUGAGGCGGAUGCUUCGAUCACUCCCAGUGUCCCCUAUUGAAAAGGAAGACAACGAUCAAGGGUUCCAUGAAGAUCCCUAUAUAGAUAAUAGAGGACAAACACACCACCGACGUUAUCCUUCGGUGUCAAGAACAAAGAGUCUUAACAGUUAUGAUCGGGGUGGUUCUUCAAAGCCAUCGGUGCCGCACCAACCAUAUUCUGUUGGGUACCCUUGCAGAGAUGACUCAUUUGUAUCAAUGCUCAAGAACACAGAUCUGCCAAAAUCUAAACAGGCAAAAAUGCUUGUGGAAUACGAACUUCAUUUACGAAACAAGUGUGCCCGUGACAGUUAUCCAGAUAGUGGUAUUGGAGGGGUUGCAUCAGAAACUACUGGUUCAUUAUGGUCAGGGGAUAGCAGCAAAUCAGCUGGAGCAAACAAAGGUGCUGGAGCUCACAUACGCACAAGUGCUGGCAUAGGAAGUAGUGGCUGUGGUACAGUUGGUAAACAGAGUGAUUACAUAGUCCAGUUUGGGGAUGCUCUUGAUGUCAAACCCUAUCUUAGUAUUGAGCCCUCAGAUGACGAGCCAGGCGACAGUGAUAGUAGCAUACAUACCAUGACGUCCGAGUCACAGCUAUCGUAUGGCAAGCAGAGUGGUGCUAUUCGAAAGGCAGGAUGGCUGGUUGUCAAGAACUGGUUAAUUCAUAAAAAACGCAAAUUGGAACUUGCUCCUAAACGGAAUUGGAAGCGUUACUGGGUAUGUCUAAAGGGAACCAUGCUGCUAUUCUUUGACUGUGAUGAAGAGAGUGCUAUCACAGAAGAAAGUGCCCCAAGGCAUGUACUAGGUGUUCGUUACUUUUCAGUCAUCGAAGGCGGAAUAGCACAGGCCGUACCCGAACACCCCAAGAGGGAAAAUAUUUUCUCUCUCAGCACUGCAUUUGGAGAUGCUUACCUAUUUCAGGCACCAUCACAGAUAGAACUGGAGAACUGGAUCCGUGCCAUUCAUUCAGCGUGUGCAUCGCUGUUUGCAAGGCAGCAUGGGAAAGAUAACACCCUGAAGUUGCUUAAAAGUGAAAUUCAGAGAUUGGAAACUAACAUAGAUAUGGAUGUAAAAAUGAAAAAAAUGGCUGAACUUCAACUGACAGUAGUGACUGACCCCAAGAGCCGAACAGCUAUAGUGAAGCAGAUUAACCAAUGGGAAGAGAAUCUAGAAAAAUUGUUUAUAGAGCAGUAUCGGUUACGUUGUUAUAUGGCUUCACUUCAAGGAUCGGAACUUCCCAACCCAAAGAGUCUGCUAGCAAAUGUGUCCAAAUCAACAAAGGGAAUACUGGGCCGACUUGGCAUCUUCACCGUGACAUCAUUCCACGCUCUGGUCUGUGCUCGUUCUCCACCAACCAUGACUGCCAUGCAAGGGAAGACUCUGCCUGCAAAAAAAUCAACUCCUUAUGUUCCUAAGAGCAACGAACCACAAGGAGGAACAUUAGGACGACAUCCACAUCAAAUGGCCAAUCAAAUGCCACUUGCCCCACCUAGCCAUGUUGAAAAACAUUUACACAAAGAUUUUGAAAAAGAGCAACGAGAAGGUAGACAAACUCCUGAUCAACUUCCGAGUCAUCGUUCUGAUACCCCAGACAGUAGCGCUAAAGAAGGACUGUCAAAAAUCUCCUUACCACACAACCAGGUGACAGAUAGAACAAACUGGAAGAAAAAAUGGUACAACUUCCAUCCCAAAAGGCUGAUGUCACACAGUCAUGCUGGGUAUUUCUCACCUAGAGCAAAGGGAAAACACUGCACACAUAACCAGCAUGCACCUGGAACAAUAUUGGUUGGAGUGGAUGAAAAGUCAACAGUUCAAGAUCUCCUGGAAUUUGUAUGCUCAAAACGAGGUCUUAGUACAGCUGAUCAUUUUGUACGGUUACAAGUAUCUCAGGGCAAUUACAGCAUCCCACAUAGAUGUGAACUAAUAAAAAAGCUGAAAUAUGAAGCCAUUGAAGUCUGCCAGAAAAGUUUGUUUCACAUUGAACUAACGAAAUCAGUGGCAGAUCCUGAAUUUGGCUUCCGAGUGGAGGCAGAAUUAUCAGAUCACUAUGAUAAGGAUGAUGAAUUACAAGUUUAUGUAUGUGAGAUCAAACCAGGAGGUUUAGCUCAUCGGAAAGGGUUGAUUCCUGGGGAUGAAAUUUUAAUCAUCAAUGGAAAGAUAGUCUCAGAGCUUGAUAUGGUAUUCAUUGAAGCCUUGCUUCAUGAAUCCCAUUCUUUAUGUAUGACGGUUCAAACCUGUCGUGUUCAGGUUCCAACUGUGGUCAAUGCAGGAGGGCCGUCAGCAGAUACCAAUGACAGCAUUAUCCAAAAUACCAUUGGCACUCCUCCACAGCCUAGAGACAAAGCCUUAGCUGAUUUGUCUGUAGGCUCUCCAGGUCGAGAUUCCAGACAGGGCACUUUGUCACCACGAAAAUCACCAUUACCACCAAAGCUCUCUCCAAAAGAGAUUGAUGUUCUUCUAAAGAAUACUGAGCAGGUGACUGCAAUGUGCCGUCUUCCUAAUGAACCUUACCAGUUUGGAGAAACUCCUUCCAGACCCUUAUCUGAAGCACAGAAGUUAAGGAAGGUCAUCAUGGAACUUCUGGAAACAGAGCGUGCCUAUGUGAAGGACCUCAAUGUGUUGAUUGAGCGAUAUUUAAAUCCUCUGAAGGCAGAGACACUCUUGACAUCGGAUGAGAUAAUGCAGUUGUUUGGUAAUAUCCAGGAGAUUGUUCAAUUUCAGGAACAAUUUCUGCAAAGUUUAGAAGAAGCCAUAGAGCUAGGGGGUGACUUCUUCACCCUUGAUGACCCAAAGAAAUUUCGGGAUGAAGAACUCAGGCGUGUUCUGUUUUCUCUGGGUGGCUCUUUUCUGUAUUAUGCCAACCAUUUCAAGGUGUACAGUUCCUUCUGUGCUAGUCAUUCAAGGUCGCAAAAGAUCCUCAACCCAGACGCUAAUGCAGCCUUGAAGGAAUUUCUAUUGUCAAGAAACCCCAAGCAACAACACUCUUGCACUUUAGAGUCAUUUUUAAUUAAACCGAUCCAGCGAAUUUUGAAAUAUCCACUUCUAUUACAACAGCUGUGCCAACUGACUGAUCCAGAGACAGACGAACAUUACCAUCUCUCAGAGGCCCUUCGUGGAAUGGAAGCUGUAGCAGAACAUAUCAAUGAGAUGCAGAAAAUUUAUGAGGAGUAUGGUUACUCUUUCGAUGAACUAUCUCGUAUGUACAAAGAACAUCAUCCACACAAUAAACCGGUAGACUUGAGUGUUGGAGAACUGCAAAUGUAUGGGACUGUACAAUGGUGCAAUGCUAUAGAUUUCCUUGGGAAGAUCAAGAAAGGGACAGACCUGGAGAAUGUUGUGUUCGUUUUUAAAACUGGAAUUGUCUUUCUGUGCCGUGAGAGGGUGAAGAGAAAAUUGAAGAAGAGCAGUAACAGCCGGAAUGCUCCCAUGUCUGAGGGCUAUGAUGCCAUACCCCGUUUCCGCACCCUAAUCCCUGUACAUGAGGUGCAAGUUGUAAGCGGCUCACGGGCAGAUUGUGAGAGGCACUAUUGGUGGCAGCUAAUCCAUUCCAAGUCUGAGGUAGAAGGCCGGCCAGAGAGGCUGUACCAAUUUUGCAACUGCACAUCUGAGGCUAAAACGGAUUUCAUGAAAGUUAUCAGACAGACUAUUAGAGACAGUGUUCGAAAAAUGGCCGUGCCAUCAGCACGGCAGACUGCCAAAACCAAAUACAUUCCAUUUGGUGGUAAGCGGCUUGAGUGUCUGGGAGCUAACCCACGCACUCUCAGUAAGAUGCGUGGUGGAUUAAAGGCUCCAGAGGUCGAAAGACAUUCAGUGGAUUUUGAGGAAAACUUCAACAACUGCGAGUACGACAGCAUGUUUAGGACAAGAAGCAAAACAAUAGGCAACCUGAAUGAGGUGGCACAAGGAGAAGACAAGAAUGAGAAAAUAGCUGACCAGGUACCAGCCCGACCAGCUUCAUCUAUUGCUAACCCUUAUAGCACAGCGCCUCAUGGAAUGUCUAGCCGGCAUCUAAGAGCUGCUGCACGAGAGCAGUCAGGUUCCAGGCCAACCUCACCAAGGCCCACCAGUGGGUCCCCAGUUUGGAAACCACGCCAGGACCCCAGUGGCUUUGGCAUUUCAGGUACAAGCAAACCGGGGACACCAACGCAAGUUCUGCCCUCACAUGCUGUUGCCAGUGCACUAAGCAGCUCUGAGGCUUCAACACCAACUACAUCAUCAGCAUAUGGAGAUUACUCUGAUGUUGUCUACCGGGCUGAUACCCCUAGUCGGGUGAUCACGCACCAGCCCUCCCAUUGCAUCGCCUACAAGGACACUGAGUGCUGAGCCAGAAGAAUGGGAAUUGAUUAAUCAAUUAAUUAACCAUAGUAACACAUCUUUAACAUCACAGGGAAAUUAAAGCAAAGAAAAUAAUUAAUUUCCCUGGAAUAGUGUGGGUUUUUUUCUUCAGUAUUUGUUGAAAAAGAAAAGAAAGAACAACAAAAAAAAACCCCAAAGACUGUGUGUUUCUUCUGAGUCAUGUUUUCAAUGUACUCCACGACUGAUGAACACUGGGAGUUGCUGGAGCAAAGUAUUCUCUCUCUCUCUCUCUCUCUCUCUCUCUCUCUCUCUCUCUCUCUCUCUCUCUCUCUCUCUCUCUCUCUCAUCUGCUGUCACACAAAUGUACAUACACACAUUCACAUGUGCAUAUGUGUGUGUAAUGAGAUGAGACAUCAUGUAAAGACAUUUAUUUAUUAAUUUAUUUAUUUAUUUAUUUAUUACUGUUAACUAUGUCAUAUUUUCAGUAAAAAAUCCCAAUGAGAUUAGUGAUGUUGUAUAAAUGGUGAUAAAUGACAUAUAACCUACAUGUUCUAUAAUGGUAACUGCAUAGAUACAUGCAAGGUGAACAACUCUUUCAAUAUACUUAGUAUAUUUAGUUAGUGGAUUUUUUUUCUCAAUAUGCACCAUGGAAAAUAAUGUAAAACCUCACAGCCAUAGAAUUAGCUAAGGUAUAUAUAUAUAUAUAUAUAUACACAUACAUAUAUAAUAUAUAUGCAUAUAUAUAUAAUAUAUAAUAUAUAUAUACACAUAUAUAAAUAUUAUAUAUAUAUACACAUAUAUAUAUUAUAUAUAUAUAUAUACAUAUAUAUAAUAUACAUAUAUGUGUGUGUGUAUACAUAUAUAGAUAAAAGAUAUUGUUCUUGUUUUAGAGGACUGUAUUGUAUUAUAUGAAGAGGUGCUGAGCUAGAAUUAUGAAAUCCCUUUUCUCUGAGGUAGUAUGGAUUUAAUGAGAUGAAAGUGACAAAUAGCUAUCUCAGAAGAAAAAUUGAUAUUAACUCUUUCUUAAGUGUGUGCAAAUAGAACAGACUACACUUAAUCUUUAAAGAGGGUAGGUAAUCUGGAAGUUGGUUUCCUUUUAAUCUCUAAUAAGAUGGUUCUUUUUUAUUCUAUGAAAAAAUAUCCCUAAAUUAUUCAUUUUUUUUAACUUUUAACCUUGGCAGCAAAAUUUAUGAUUCAAGUCUUAAGCGAUGAUUAUGUCAAAAAUAAGUUAAAUUGAAUUAAGUUUUUGAAUGUUAACUAUGAUAAAAUAAUUCUUAGAAAACUAUUUUCAUGUUUAGCAGAAGAAAAAAGAUCAUUAUUAUUAGUGGUAACAAUACCUAAUAUUUCACAAACACAAAUGAAACUACUUUAUUUCAAUGAUGCUAUACCAUAAAACUUCAAUGAGUUUUUAAUUGUGCAGUGGUUCUUUAAAAUUGACUGCUCUCUAUUUAUUAGCAUCAUCUCACAAUAUUCCUACUGAUUUAUUUAAUAUAUCUUUGUCAGAUUCCUUAAGUAGAAUAGAUAAAUAGCCUGGAAAAUAGAUGUUGAAUGUAAUAAAUAUCAAAUUGUUGAUAUACUAAAUGGAAUGAAAAAUCCAUUCCUUAUAUAUUCUUAGAUUAGAUUUGUACUGAUAGACUUGAUAUAAAUUAGAGUUUGUAAAAUGGAAAUUUGCCACAGAUCAGAGACAAGAGUUAAUUCCAUUUUGCUAUCUUAAAAUCAAAAUAUUUUUUUGAGUUUACAAAAGUACAAUUAAUCUUGUAUUAAUGCUAUGAUAAGAAUGGUAUUCACCUCUAACUGAAGGAGUCUCUAUGCAGUUACUCAGCCUGUUAGAAAUAUAAACCAAAUUUCUCAAAUCCACAUCCUACUUACUAUAACAUAGAAAGGAUAUACUGACUAAUGUUAUCCUGCAUAUAUAAAAAGAUUGUCUAAAAUGGAACAUCUUUGAUCAUAAGUCUACUCAACAAGGUUUGAGCUGGGACUAAAUACAGUAACAAAAUAAUAGCUUUUAAAAUAUGUAUAAAAUUGAUACUGCAUUAAUUUUUUAAGUUAUCAAUAGGAACAUUUUUUAAAGCUUAUAAAUAUAUGUUUGGCAAUUUUAUUAAUUAAUUUCAAUAGAUUUACGAAUAUUGAAAAUAUCAGAUAGAAAAUACUUUUCUCACUUAAUUAUUUCAUAUAGCAUAUAUCUGGCAUAGAUUAAGGAUAUAUGAGAAAUGUAUGCAUGUGUGUAUUGAAAUAGCUAAUAGAAACACUAGAAUAAUUACUGCUGAGGUAAAAGUGUUUUAUUCUAAGGGAGAAAUGAGAAUUGAGAAAGAUAAGAAAAAUUAUUUUAUAUAUCAGAUGUUGUUGGUAAAAAAGGAUGGAAUUCAUAACACUAAAACUAUCGUUUUCUGGAACAAACCAUAUAGUAAGGAAUACCAAAAUACCUAAAACAGCCUGGGAAAAAAAUUAUUAGCAGAAGCCACUCCAUAUUUCUAUCAAGACGUUGCCUGCAUCUAUUAAAUAUUGAUUUCGAAAAGAAAGAGCAAAAUGAAAAUAACGUCAAGUGAUAUGCAAAAAUAGCUUUCAUAUUUUUCACAAGUCAUUCUUAAGCUAAAACUGAUAAUUCAUUGACAAUUCUAAAACAAAUUCAGAUAAUGAUGGGCAUUGUUCCUGACUCCCCUGGCAUUAAAAACGUUUCAAAGCGAUUUUUAAUAGUUUUUUUACUUUUUUUUCACAAGGGACGUAACUUAGCAUGUUUCUCUGAUUUAAUUUUAUAAACUUUUCUUUGCUAAGCUGCAAUCAAAAGUGAAAAUCUUAGAAUAAUAAAAUUUGUUUUCAUUGUAGAUAUCUAAAAUAAAAGUUCUAUGUGAGAAAAUUAGAAUUAUUUAAAGAGUAAUGCAUUUAGUUGGUUAAAAAGAUGUUCAUACAUUGAUGAUAGAUAUUGUUUUACAAUUAUAGCUGCUAUUCUUUUAUACUAGUUUCUAAUUGAUAAUUUGAUUUAUCAAUCUUGAUAAUCUAGUGAGAUAAUUUAUCAAUUAUCUCACUAGAUUAUCAAGAUAUAUAAUUCUAUAAAAUUUUAGAGAAUAAAAGCAAUGAAAACUUAUGAAAAAUAGGUAUGGAAAUUAUUUUUGAAGGUUCAUUCUUCUUAAUCAAUGCUGAUUAUUAAAAACCAGGAGAGAACACUGCUGUUACAAAACCAGGUAACAAAAUUAUAAUUUCAAGGAAACUCAAUAGAAAAUGAACAAUAAUAAGAUUUAACAUUAAUUUGAAAGAGUAAAUUACAUAUAGUUUUAAUCCAAUGCAAGAUUAAAAUAUCAUUUUACAUGUUACUAGAAAUUUUUGUCUAAUUUUAGAUUAUUCUUUUAUUAGUUCCAACCAGGUCGAUGUGGUCAUGCUGGAAGUAUUGUCAAAGUCUAAUUGAAUUCCUGAUAUUUUAUUCUAUGCUAUUCUUGUAUGCUCAGAAUAUUUUGUAAA
Molecule: messenger RNA, 10053 nt
Organism: Octopus sinensis (East Asian common octopus)
Lineage: Eukaryota; Metazoa; Mollusca; Cephalopoda; Octopoda; Octopodidae
Product: protein still life, isoform SIF type 1
Exons: 31
Coding region: 574-6627 (2017 amino acids)
Biological process (GO): positive regulation of axonogenesis; activation of GTPase activity; small GTPase-mediated signal transduction
Cellular component (GO): synapse; membrane
Molecular function (GO): guanyl-nucleotide exchange factor activity; protein binding
Source: RefSeq, a predicted model, not a curated record